Molecule: messenger RNA, 725 nt
Organism: Penaeus monodon (black tiger shrimp)
Lineage: Eukaryota; Metazoa; Arthropoda; Malacostraca; Decapoda; Penaeidae
Product: pro-resilin-like
Exons: 2
Coding region: 297-602 (101 amino acids)
Cellular component (GO): extracellular matrix
Source: RefSeq, a predicted model, not a curated record
AUUACAACUUGAAUGAUGGCGUCCAAGGUAGGUCGAGAGAGAUUUUAAUCGUCUCCGCGCUUGUAUGUACAUGUCUAUUCACAUGUAGAGAUUAUUCUGCAUAUAUUUCAAUUAUUUGCAUAUGCACACAUAUGAUCAUGUUCCUUCAGAACUGACUUUCAGAUAGAAGUUUUGUAAUUUAUUCGAAAUCAAUUUUCAUAUAAAGUCAUCUUUUGCAGAUCUUACUCGUCCUCGCUCUCGUGGCGUUCGUUUCUGCCGACAAGAGGCCAUCCUUCUCCUAUGGUGUUCCUCAGUCUAUGGAGGAAGACUCAAGUGAGGAGUCUGCUCCCCCGAAGUACGAGUUCCAGUAUGGCGUGAAGGACGGAUACUCGGGCGUGGACUUUGGCCACGGAGAGUCCCGCGACGAGGAUGAGACUCGAGGCUCUUACACGGUGCAGCUUCCCGACGGCCGCCUGCAGAGGGUGACGUACUACGUGGACGGCGACGACGGAUACGUGGCCGACGUGACGUACGAGGGCGAGGCUCAGUUCCCGGAAUCCGAGGAGUCCCGAGAGGCUCCUGCGUACGCCCCUCCAAGGCCCUCCUACGGGUACCCACAAUGAGUGAAACAUCGCUGUUAAUUUAUUUAAUGCAUAUCAUCUCAUCCAGUAAAAACAACAUCCAUAUAUUCGAUAAAUAAUCCAUCAUAUACACACUAUACUAUUAAUAAAACAUCAGCUAUUGCA